CUGCCGUACGGUCACCAUGGGCGGGCGGGUCCGGGGCCUGGGGCUCCACAGCACCAGGGCUCCGGAAGGAGAUUUAGGUCCUACGUGGACAGGUCGAGCUCCCUGCCCAGCCAGACUCAGCGGACAAAUGGGGGCCUGGGAGGCAGGGCGGACCUGGGGUUCUAAGCCCAGAGCAUGUUCCAGAUCCCAGAGUUUGAGCAGAGUGAGCAGGAAGACUCCAGACCUGCAGAUAGGGGCCUGGGCCCCAGCCCCACGGGGGACCAGCCCCCAGGCCUCAGCAAGCACCGGUGUACGGCCUCAGGCCUCCUGGGGGAAGCUGGUCAUCAGCAGGGGCAGCCAGCCAGCAGCAGCCACAAUGGAGGCGCCGGGUCUGUGGAGCCCAGGAGUCGCCACAGCUCGUACCCCGCCGGGAACGAGGAGGAUGAAGAGCCAGAGGAGGAGGAGCCCAGCCCCUUCCGGGGACGCUCACGUUCAGCGCCUCCCAACCUCUGGGCUGCACAGCGCUAUGGCCGUGAGCUCCGGAGGAUGAGCGAUGAGUUCGAGGGUUCCUUCAAGGGACUUCCUCGCCCGAAAAGCGCGGGCACAGCGACGCAGAUGCGGCAAAACUCCAGCUGGACGCACAUCUUCCAGUCCUGGUGGGAUCGGAACUUGGGAAGAGGAGGCUCCGCCCCCUCCCAAUGACCUUGCGUCCCACUUCCGGAAGCUCUCCCCGUUCGCGCCUCUGUUGUCAGCCAUCUUGGGUGUGGGCGGAAGUCGUUUCCGCAGGCCUAUGCAAAAAGAGGAUCAGGUCUGUCCCUUUCAGAAAGAGGGGGUUUGAACCAGAGCCCAAUUUCCUUCCGGUGUGUGCAGGGACCACCGAGGAUUCGGCCCCAUCGGAUAUUUUGAAGUUAUUCUGCCCUUAGCUACCGGAAGUAGCCCCCUGACCCGCCCCAGGCGCCUGCGCCAGGUGAGAGUCGGAAUAACCCUAACUUCAACAGAACCUUUUCCUCUGAGGUGACCCUGGGGGCCGAUGAUCGCCACUAAAAAUGCUAAUAAAGCCCGCGUCUGUGCCGCCGA
Molecule: messenger RNA, 1056 nt
Organism: Pteropus alecto (black flying fox)
Lineage: Eukaryota; Metazoa; Chordata; Mammalia; Chiroptera; Pteropodidae
Gene: BAD
Product: BCL2 associated agonist of cell death
Exons: 4
Coding region: 175-681 (168 amino acids)
Biological process (GO): apoptotic process
Source: RefSeq, a predicted model, not a curated record